This is a messenger RNA of Bacidia gigantensis, 1053 nucleotides long. RefSeq lists its product as uncharacterized. The record is from RefSeq and is a predicted model, not a curated record. NCBI's taxonomy places the organism in Eukaryota, Fungi, Ascomycota, Lecanoromycetes, Lecanorales, Ramalinaceae. The coding region runs from base 1 to 1053 and encodes 350 amino acids. The transcript has 2 exons.
AUGGCGACCGCGGACACAGCUCCCCGGCCACAUGGUCAGAGCAUGAGCUAUACUUCCCAAACUCAAAGCAAGACUUCUCUACCAGUUUCUGCGGAUGGUCAGGGUGCGCCAACGAUUGGAAACAAGUCCAUAGCGCCUACAGUGUCGACAAACCCUGAUACGGUCAACUCAGAUGCGGCUCCUUCAAAGGCGGGCACCUCAGCUAACAUUGGCUGUGGAGUCAGUUCAAGCGGUGUCGGCGGUGGAGAAGGAAGUACAUUCUCCUCUCCUGCGCCUUCAAUUCGCUCAAUGACCACUACAUUGACCACAAUGCAAUCUGCGGCACCGUCUACCCUCCUUGCAGCACCCAAUCAAGGGCAUCAUGGAGGCGGAGCUUCCUCCGCAAAUCACAAUCACCAACCCUCAGCAGCUUCUCACUUCUCGCACCAGUUCCCGACCACACCUGUCUCUGCAAUACCUGCACAUCUUAACCAACACGUCACUGAACGUCAUCCAAACACCUACAGUUCCGCAACAGCGAACAAUCUGCUGAGCGACAAUGCGUCGGUAAUGACUCUUGCGUCUUCUUCGAAACGCCGACGCAGAAACUCAACAGACACAAAUGCGUCUGUACGAGCUCUGGCCCCUUCUUCUGUGUAUGGAGGAAGUAAAGAAUCUUUACCACUGAGUGUGUUAAGCUCUAAUGUCAAUGAUCAGGCGAGCAUCACCACUCACCACCAAGGAAGACAAGUCAGCGUCAGUCUUGCAAAUACAGAGCGAGCGAGUGUCUACUCGUCUUCAGGAAUAGCGCCUGCCCUACCGAGUGAACGAAAUAGCUAUUAUGCAGCCAAAGUCAGCCAAGGGGACGGAGGAAGUGUUCGCAGCGGGCGCAUUGGCCACAGCCGCAAUGACAGUAUUACGAAGAGCAUCAGUGGCCUUGGCGCUGCAGACAGCCCGGUCAAUAGCCCUCGUGAGGCCCCAGGAACAGGCAGAUUAAGCCGACGCAAUUCAGGGAAGACUGAGGCAACGGAUAUACACACAGAUGAUGAUGACCAGUCUUCCAUUAAGAGAUGA